Messenger RNA from Megachile rotundata (alfalfa leafcutting bee), 3264 nucleotides. RefSeq names its product 2-acylglycerol O-acyltransferase 2-A-like. Gene Ontology annotation, molecular function: diacylglycerol O-acyltransferase activity. NCBI's taxonomy places the organism in Eukaryota, Metazoa, Arthropoda, Insecta, Hymenoptera, Megachilidae. The record is from RefSeq and is a predicted model, not a curated record. Gene Ontology annotation, cellular component: endoplasmic reticulum membrane. Gene Ontology annotation, biological process: triglyceride biosynthetic process.
AAGAUAUAGAUAGAAGAAUAGAAGAUAGAAAUAUAUAAAUAGAAGAAGAGUAAGAUAGUAGCAAUAUCCGUUUCUAUACCUAUGUAAAACCACACCAUUACGAAUAAACGGUGCGAGUUAUGCGUGAGUCGAAAAGUGGGGAUUAGGUGGUCCUAGCGGCCUACCCUCUUUGCCCCGUUCCCGUCCCGCUAGUUUUCUCUCGUACUCUGGACAGUACGUCAUGUGAUCUUUUGUUAAAACGACGAUUGGGGAGGAACUUUUAUAUCAGAAGUUGAGAAAAGAACUAUCUCAGAAUGUCUGCAAAUGGAUUUGCGUGCUGUAAUAAUAGGAAGGGAAACUACGUGUCUUGAAUCUACAUACACCCGAAUAUCGCUCGUUUUUAUAUUUUAUUGAUGGUAAUUCCUGCCAUACGGUAGUGAUUGUUCGUUGUACCUCAAAAAAUUUGGGUGUUUCUGUUGUACGAGUCUGUUAAAUAGAUAGUCUUCAAUUUUAUUUUCUCCUUCUGGUCGUAUGUUCUUUCUGCCCGAGUUAUUGCAUUUUAUCCAAUCAAUUAUUGUUCAAAUUUUAACAAGUCAUAUCAGGCAAAUGGAUCAUCGUACAGAAAUGAGGAAAAAAGCAUUUUGAAAGUCAAAAAUCAACAAUUUCAGACUGUCCGAUCUCAAUAUACAAGGUGCGAUCAUUAAGUUCCGGGAUUGUGUCUGCUAUGACCAAACGGAUCACACGAUUGACUUGCGCUCGCAGGACAUAUGAAUAUCAAUCUUCGAGACAUAUGACACGAAGUUUGGAAGCGAUAUCUUCAUUGAAUCCUGUGUUAUACAAAUUUAUGUUAGCAUACGCGCGCUCUCCUUUGUGAAAUUACGAUGGACUCUAAAUUGAAACAAAGGGACAAAAAAAAAAGUGGAACAUGGUCGUCCUUCCUCACCCUCCAUAUUCACCAUAUUUGGAACCCUGUGAUUUCUUUUUGUUUCUCAAAAUCAAAUUAAAGCUCAGGAGGCGCCGAUUUGACACGGUGGACGAGAUUCAAUGCGAAUCGCAGCAGGUGCUUAACACACUUCGACAAGAAGACUUCUAGGAAGCUUUCCAAAAAUGGCAGAGGCGCUGGAAUCGGUGCAUAGCUGCCCAAGGGGUGUACUUUGAAGGGGAUAGUAGCCAAAUUUGAAACAGUGUAUUGGAAUAUUACUUACAAGAUAACUUUAAUGGAUUUUUUUGAAGCAGUUUAAGCAAAAAGAAUAAGCAAUACGCCCUUAUUAAUAGCGCGUAGCCUGGCCGGGAUUUCUUCAUAAGUACGCGAGGCAGCUAGCAUGCUGAAAUACGAAGAUAAAGACAAUAUGUCCGAACGAUAAAACAAUUUCAACUAUUUAGAGAUCUGAAGUAAAUGUUUUAACGUUAUUAUAUAAUUGGAAUACAGCAAUGAAGAUAUUGGGUAUAAAGUUUGCACCGUUGAAUGUGCCGCUAAAACGGAGACUGGAAACGCUAUCAGUCACGCUAUGGUACUUUACACUGGCUUUUGGACCAUCGCUUGGUUUUAUUAUUACUGGCUAUCUCCUCUUUUUUACCACGACUAUACGUUACUACGUUUUGCUGUAUUUUCUGUGGAUGUACUAUGACUGGGACACGUGCAACAAGGGCGGUAGGAGUACGAAAUUGACGAAUAUGGUGGCAAAAUCCCGAUGGAUCCAGCACGUUUUCGAUUUUUUUCCCGUGACGUUGGUUAAAACCACCGAUUUAGACCCGAAUAGAAAUUACCUACUCUGCAGUUUCCCUCACGGGAUAAUACCUGCAGGAGCAGCGGGUUCUUUUCAGUCUGAAAGUCGAGGUGCUAAGACAUUGUUUCCCGGUUUGCAACUUAACAUUAUCGUGCAGUAUCAAGUGUUCAAGAGUCCCAUCUUUCGCGAGAUCGCUCUCGCCAUGGGUUUCAUCAGCAGCAGUGAAGAAAGCCUAGACUAUCAGUUGUCGACGAAACCUAAAACGCCAUUCACUGGAAGAAUAUCUGUUCUCAUCGUCGGUGGAGCAGGGGAAGCAAUGGAAUGUUCGCCAGGAACAAAUCGUGUUCUCGUAAACCAAAGAAAAGGAUUUGUGAGAGUGGCACUGAAACAUGGGAAAUAACUUUUAAUGCAGAACUACGAUAUUUAUGCAAAGGCCAGUAUCAAUUAACCUCUUAGGCACGGCUAAAUUUUACACUGAAAUUAUAAACGAUACAGCACUACAAUGUGACUACAAUCUUAUAAUUUUGGAUAUACUACCGAUUGACUUCCAUGGAAUUCAGCGCUGAAAUUUUUGUUGCGUAUGCUACUUUCCUUGGGCAUUCCAUAUCCUUUGUAAAAAUCAACGUGUUUCUAAUGGUUUGCUAGCUAUUCGUAUUUCAAUGCAUGAGUUGCUUCUAUUAUUGUUCAUUGAAUCAUUAAUGCAAAAACGAAAUACACAUAUCAAAACAUGACCUAACAUAACCUAACGCCAUUAAUACGUUGAGAGCGAUGCUGACUUUAUUAUGCAUUGCACUGGGCGAUAUUUAGGAUGAGGAGAAUAAACAGACGACUACUUUGUUUUACCUUAUUAUAUUUCUUUUGAACUGGGAGAAUGAUGCCGUUACAAGUAAAACUGUUUACAGACUUCAAAGGAAAGAAGGAAAGGAUUAUAUUAAUAUUAGAAUGAAUUUGAAGUGUGAACAUCUGGUUAACCAUAAGAGAUCCGUUGAUUUUGACAUCGAAUAUGGAAUACUCAUGGAAACUUGUGUAUGUAACCAAAGUUUCAACACUAAACUCGAUGGGGGACAUUUGGAAGUACAGCCAUAAUUUUUCCCAAAAACAUGAAACAUAUAUUUUAACUUUGAUAACACGUUCCUUUAGAAAUUCCACAAAAUAUGUCAAUAUUUCCAAAUAUUUCUACUUUUUUUAUAUGCAAUCUACAUAUCUGAGAUUCGUUAAUACUCUUACAAAACAUUGGGCAGGCAAAAAAGUAUAAGUCAAAACAUAUAAAUAUGAUUAUACGAUCCAUGUAGGGUGGCGUGCCUAAGACGUUAAUAUGCUUAAAAUUCGUCGGAAGUAACGUAACAGAAAUAAUCUUAAAAUAAAUGUUACCGCUCUAUCUGAUCGAUGAAGAUGCUCGUGAAUGAAACUAUUCAUAUAAUACUCAUCAAUGAACGACAAUGAGCUUUUCCUUUUGGUAAGUUUAGGACACCAUUGAUACCGUCCUUUUCGUUCAGAGAAACGGAUACAUACGACCAGGUGAAAAAUCCCUAUUUAUCGUUGGUUCAGCACUAUUUUC